AUGAACUCAAUGGCCCUCCCCCGAGCUCUCGCGAGCACCACCUGGCGCGCAGUCGCCUCCAAUCCCUCGGCGCCAGCCUCUCGCGCGGGGUUCUUUGCCCAGCGAUGCUACGCAACCCGCGCUGCGAAGACGACGGCCGCUUCUGCGCCUGCUACCGCCCCGAAGUCCACCGCUGCGGCUAAGAAGACAACGACGACGACGACGACGAAGAAGAGUGUGAGCACUUCUGCUGCUAGCAAGAAGGCCGCUACCACCACCACGACUGCCGCCGCCGCUGCUGCUGCGUCCAAGACGGCCUCGCCUUCGACCAAGGCCAGUUCCGCCACUAUAAAGGCUGCUGCCGCUUCGAGUACGACCCCCAAACCUACAAAGACGGUCAAGAAGACGACUGCGAGCACCACCAAGGCUGCGACUACUACAUCCGCUGCCGCCACGAAGAAGGCGGCUACCGUCAAGGUCGCCUCUCCUCCUCCCGCGUCUGCUGCUACUGCCGCUGCCGCUGCCGCCCCGAAGACACCCACCUCGGUCCCAAGUCCCGCGCCCACAGCGAGCUCUGCCAGGGUGGCCCCGGCAGCGGCCACCCCGAGACCGGCUCCCGUCACAAUGGCGGCGCCAACAGCGGCUCCCAUCCGGCCCUACGCACCCACAACAAGCCCUCCGCCCCGGGCCCCGGACGUGGACGUCCGUCCCAAGCUGAACCCGAGUAGCAAGGAGUACCGGAGAGCGUACGGCACGGCGGCGAGGAAGUGGACCGCUGCCAUGGUGGCCAUGCCCAUUCUCCUCGUCACGUCCUACUACCUCUUUGACAGAUUGGCCCUUGGUAAUGAAGCAAAAGUAAUGCCGGAUUUUGAAGGAACUAGAAAAGCUGCAGAGGCGGAGAAAGAGGUUCAAAAGGUAGUGGAAGAAGCACAGGCGCAAGCCAAGGCGGUAUAG
Colletotrichum orchidophilum is the source of this 933-nucleotide messenger RNA. RefSeq lists its product as uncharacterized. The transcript has 2 exons. NCBI's taxonomy places the organism in Eukaryota, Fungi, Ascomycota, Sordariomycetes, Glomerellales, Glomerellaceae. Bases 1 to 933 code for a protein of 310 amino acids. The record is from RefSeq and is a predicted model, not a curated record.